CUCUGGAUCGGAGGUGAUGAUGGCGUUGGAGGAGCAGCAUCGCUGAGUUCGCUCCUCUGAGCCUUUGAUAUUAUUAUAAUUAUAACAACGGUCGAAAUACAAUUACUCGCCUCGAUCUCCUAACCAGAAAGGAUGGGGAACGAAGGGAGCAUCGAGGGAGGCGGACAACCCGGGGAACCGGGCUCCAUCUCUAUGACGGGAGCGCCUGGUUCCAUUUCAGCACCACUGGGCUCUGGACAGCUCAUCAAGCCCGCCAAUGGUGCUGCUGCCGGGGGAGGAAUGGGUGGCGGACCGGGAAUUAAUAGGGUUCCCAUGGGGAGUCCUAAAUCUGGGAUGCAGACUGGCUACGGAGGAAUGGGUGGAGGAGGAGGUCAGAGACUGGCCAACCAAGAGAGCCACAGGCCGAUGCAGCAUAGCUCAGGCCUAGUCCAUGGCUCAGGCCCAGGCCCAGGGCAGGCUCAGGGUCAUGGGCCAGGGAUGGGUAGUGGUCCAGGUCAGCAUGGCCAGAGCCCCGGUCAGCCCGGUCAGCACGCCUCCCGACGAAACCUCCAGGUGGACUUUAGCGGUUCGGGUGGCCGGACGGGUCGCUCCUCCUCAAUGUCCCCGGACCGUGGGAUCACCCCCACCUCACCCUACUCAGUGCCCCAGAUCGCCCCCAUGCCCGUCAGCAAGCUGUGCCCACUCUGCUCCACCACGGAGCUGACCAAUCCGCCGGCCCUGCCAAACUACAACACCUGCACACAGUGCCGCUCCACCGUCUGCAACCAGUGUGGCUUCAACCCCAACCCCCACCUCACAGAGGUCCAGGAGUGGCUCUGUCUCAACUGCCAGAUGCAGAGGGCGUUGGGCAUUGACAUGACCACCGCACGAUCCAAGAGCCAGCCGCAGAUCCACUCUCCAUCCCACCAAGCCAAACCCAUUGUCCAGCCAUCACCUGUUCAUCCAGCCCAGCUAAAAUCCCAUCCCCAGCCCCCACUUCAGUCUUUACCCCACUCCCAGCCCCAGGCCCAACCCUAUGGUCAAACUCAGCCCCAGGCCCAGCCCUACGGUCAAUCCCAGCCACAGUCCUUUGGCCAAACUCAGCCCCAGCUCUAUGGUCAAUCCCAGCCUCAGCAACAGCCCUACAGCCAAACUCAGCCCCAACCCUAUGGUCAAUCCCAGCCCUAUGGGCAGUCCCAGCAACAGAUCUAUGGUCAAUCCCAGCCCCAACAACAGCCCUACGGCAAAAGCCAGCCCCAGCAACAGCCCUUUGGCCAAACCCAGCCUCAAGACAACCCCCAGGCUCAGCAUCAGCCACAGCCCUCCCCUGGCCUACAGAGACACCCUGUCGCCGGCUCAGCCUCCCUGCCCGGGUCUUCGACAAGCUCUCCCCAGCACAUCCCAUAUGGCCAGAGAGGGCCUGGAGGUCCCGGCCAGCCCCGGAUACCCCACCCUGGGGCAGUCCCCCUGGUGGGCAUGGCCAAGGCUCCCUCCCAGCCAGACCUGGGCAGAGGAAUACCAACGCACCAGGGCGGCCGCCAGGCUGCCAGCGCCGGCUCCUCCCCCGCACAUCGACCCUCCGCCCCCCAGGGGCAGCCCCCCCAGGACGGCCUGACCAAACUGUUUGGCUUUGGGGCGUCGCUCCUCAACCAAGCGGCCAGCACCCUGGCAUCUGUGGACCCCCUCUCAGGGCCACCGUCCUCCCAGCCCUCACCUGCCAGGGGUGGACCUGCCAAUAAACAAGAAGGACCUCCUGGUGCCAAACCUUUCCAGACAGGUGGCCCGCAUGCACCCCAAGUGGGUGGCCUCCAUGCACCAACUCAGAAAGGGCCCCAACAGCAGCAGUCGCCUGCGCAUCAACACAAGGGGCCACAGCAGCAGCAAGGGUCUCCCCUCAAACAGCAGCAGCAAGGGUCUCCCCUCAAACAGCAGCAGCAAGGGUCUCCCCUCAAACAGCAGCAGCAAGGGUCUCCCCUCAAACAGCAGCAGCAAGGGUCUCCCCUCAAACAGCAGCAGCAAGGGUCUCCCCUCAAACAGCAGCCGGCGGCCAGACAGGAGCCUGCUCCCAAGCCUGUCGAGCCUGAGAAGCCCAAAGUCAACUGCCCCCUGUGUAAGACGGAGCUCAACAUCGGCAGCACAGCCGAGCCGCCCAACUACACCUCCUGCACCCAGUGCCACGCCCAAGUGUGCAACCUGUGCGGAUUCAACCCAGCGCCUCACCUGGAGAAGAGGGAGUGGCUCUGUCUGAACUGUCAGACCCAGCGGCUGAUGUCCGGAGGACUCGGAGACCCCUCUCCUGUUCCUCAUCCUUCUCCAAAGCACCAACCAAUGGGAUCUCCACGCCACCUGGCACCAGCCAGUCAGCAGCCAGCUCAGAAGCCGCCCUUCCUGAAAUCGACCAAUCAGCAGCAGCAAGGGCCAAGAACGAUGCAGCCACAGCCGCAGCCGCAGAAGCCAAAGACAGGCCUGGGGAGCGGACCUUUCGCAGUGAAGCAAUCCGGGGACACAAAGGCUCCUGUCCAGCCCACACCUUCCAAUGAGCCCCCAAAACAACCGAAGGCCACGGAAGAGACUAUGCCAAAGUCAGAGGAGCUGGUGGAACCUGCUAUAGACACCAAACUAACUCAGAAGAAGGGAGAGCCAAUCACAAAAGACCUAAAGAAGUCAAGACAUUAUGACGAGACCAAGAACAGCACUCAAGACCUGUCACGAAGCCCCCAGAGCCUGAGCGACACCGGCUACUCCUCGGAUGGCAUCUCCAGCUCACACAGUGAGAUCACCGGCCUCAUCCAGGAGGAGGAGAUGAAGCUGAGUGAGAGGGGCAUCAGCGGACGUGGCAGCCCCCCCAGCCCUUCCGAGAUCACCAAGCUAGAGAGUUCCAUGAGGCCCCUGUUGGAGUCCAAGACCCUGCCGGCCGAGGAGAGGGAGCGCGAACGGGGCCGGGGCAGGCACCACCGAGAGCAGAGGCCCCGGUCGCUCUCCAUCACCCCAGAGGCCUACGACUCUGAUGAGGAGCUGGAGGACAUCGUGGAGGAGGAGGAGGACGGAGGGGACUGGGAGUCCAAACGGGAGCACAAGAGCAGUGCCGCUCCCAAGGACGAGAAGAAAGUGGCCGAGCCGGUGCCAAUGACAGAUGAGGAGUUCAUGAGGAGGCAGAUCAUGGAGAUGAGCGCAGACGAGGACAACGAAGAAGAGGAGGACAUGGAGGAGGAGGACGAGGAGGACGAAGGCUACGGCUACCAAAAACCGAAAAAGACACACAAGCACAUCUCGGAGUCAAUGAAAGAGAAACGCCGCCUAUCUCACCACUCCAGCAGCUUCGAGGAGGAGACCAAAAGCUCCAGUGACAUCUACAAAGGUUCUGCGGAGGAAGGAGAGGAGGGGGGCCUGGGGGGCCUGCGCCGCUUCAAGACCAUUGAGCUCAACAACACCAACAGCUACAGCCAUGACAUGGAGCUCAACAAUGAAAAUGACCUCAGUCUGGACCGAGAGCCCGAGCUAGAGAUGGAGAGCCUGACGGGAUCUCCUGAGGAGCGCUCCAGGGGAGAGUACUCCUCCACCCUGCCACCCACCACCUCCAGCUAUAACUCUGGCACCUCACCCACCUCCAUCUCCUCCAUGGAGGACGACAGUGACAGCAGUCCCAGCCGCAGACAGAGACUGGAGGACGCCAAGCAGCAGAGGAAAGCCCGGCACCGCUCCCAUGGCUCCCUGCUGCCCACCAUCGAGGACUCCUCUGAGGAGGAUGAGCUGAGGGAGGAGGAGGAGCUGCUGCGGGAGCAGGAGAAGAUGAGGGACCUGGAGCAACAGAGGAUCCGCAGCACGGCCAGGAAGACCAAAAGAGACAAAGAGGAGCUGAGGGCCCAGAGACGCAGGGAGAGAUCCAAGACGCCCCCCAGCAACCUCUCCCCCAUCGAGGAUGCCUCCCCUACUGAGGAGCUGCGACAGGCUGCAGAGAUGGAGGAGCUCCACCGAUCCUCUGCCUCAGAAUACUCCCCCCAGAGCCUGGACUCAGAGGCUGAGGGAUACGAGUCUAAACUCUACAAGUCUGGAAGUGAAUAUAACCUGCCCACGUUCAUGUCUCUGUACUCUCCGACCGAGAAGUCAUUGACGACCACGACGAUCACUGCUCCCUCGAGCAGCAAGCCCCUGAAGAGUGCUGAGGAGGUGUAUGAGGAAAUGAUGAGGAAAGCUGAGUUGCUGCAGAAACAACAGAAACCGCAGCAGCAUCAGAAACAACAGAAACCGCAGCAGCAACAAGGGAGACACAACAGUACAUACAAGGAUGACACAAACGGCCAACAGUAUGAAGAUGAGUAUGAGUAUAAGCAGGCAGAGACUGGCUAUGAAAACGAAGCAGCAGAGACAGGAGACAUCUACGAAGAGAUCCGCCAGACCUCCCAGAACAUCACUAAGAUGCACCAGUCCUCCGCCCUGGAGUUACAGCAGCAGGCAGACGACCAGGUGGAAGUAGACAACAGUACCUAUCCAGAUAAGCAGCUUUUAGAUACUGGGUCAGCCUUCACUAAGCUGCUUGAGCAGACCAAUGACCUAUUGACUCCUGGCACCAGCCCCACUCAGCUCUCUGCACCUGUGUCCUUCUCUGAGACCGGAGGAAGGAUCCCUGAUGUACGGGUGACACAACACUACUCAAAAGGGAUGAAGAGCCAGACGGGUAAAAAUGGCAUCACUCCAGUGGCGGUCGUCACCACAAUAGCCGCCUAUGGGGUUUAUUCCCGGGAUGCAGUGACCAUUUCCCAGACCAGCGUUAGUCAAACGAUGACUACCACCCAAUCCACCAUGUAUGGUCGGCAAACUGGAGGUCCCACCACUUCAACCACAACCGUCUCAAAUGUGUGCAGCAAGAUAGCGGAGAUAACACAGGCAUACAGCCAGAGAGAAGUGGUUGCGAGGAGCGUGGGGGAGAACCGAGGGGUCCAAGUCAGAGACAGUGCAACAUCUUCAGAGCACGUCAUAGAGACCCGCUCGCCAAAGAUGUCUUCGUACUACAAGAGCUCCAGCCCCCCUCUGUCUCCCUCCGCAUCGCCCACUGAGAGCCUAAGUCGCUCCCCCUCCAGGAGGGUCGAGAUCUCCACCCAGACAUUCAGCCCAGGCAUAGUGGCUCCGUCUGCUGGCUCAGGGCCCACCUCCCCAGUGAUGGUCCAGGGGACCCAGACAUCUCACAGAGUCGUAUCCUCACGUCUUUUCAGACAGCAAUCCUCCCAGGACUCCCACUACAUGGACACCGAGCACACAAGCCCUGCCAAACCAGUGACGGUCAACACGGCCACCUCACCUUUAUCCUCGCCCACCAGAUUCUGCCGACAGUUGACAUUAGAUGGCUACUCUCCACAGGCCAGUCCGCCAGACAGCCCUCCAUACCACCAGUCUCCUCACCGCAGCUUCUAUAGGAUGCAGAAGGUGGAAAAGGUCAAUGUUGGCACCAGCAUGGUCACCACAGCUAGCACCUACAGCCGUGGUUCGAUGUCUAUGGACAACAUCUCUCUCUGCAGGAUCUCCACUGUCCCAGGGACCUCGAGAGUGGAGCAGGGCCAGAUGAUCUAUGGUGGGAGCGUGGUGGAUCUGAGAACAGUGGAUCAGAGAACAGCCACUAUACCAGCUCCCAUCAUCAUGACUGACCACGGCAUGGAUCUUACGUCUCUGGCCACAGAAACACGCAAAUACACCAGUGGACACGAGGGGAGCCACCCUUCCACCAUCAUUCAGCCUCUCAUAAUGAACCUGAACACCCAGCAGCACCCCCAUGUGAUGGUAUCAACCGCAACCACGGUGAGCAUCACGGUGGCCGCCUCCAUGUUCAUAUCACAGCCCCAACAGCCCAUGGUCUACGGGGACCCUUUACAAAACAGAGUGGACCUGGGCCAUGGUUUGGGCUCAGCCAUGUGCCUGUCACAGAACAAACCACCACCCACUGAUCCAUCCAUCCCCAAGAUUGACGCCAAGCUGGAGGACCUGAGCAUCCAGCAGCAGCAGCUGAUGGAGCAGCAGCAGAAGCUUCAACAGCAGCAGCAGCUCUUGGAGCAGCAGCUCCAGCAACACCAUCAGAUGCAGCAGCAGUCCUCCUUAGGUCGGUACAACCUACCAGGCCAGAUGACUCUGCUCAAAAAGGACCUUCUGGUCAGCCAAACCAGCAACUCCCCAGCCGUGGUCAGUGCUAUAUCCUCCGCCGUCGCCCCUGACAUCUACAGCACUGGAGGUCCCCUGGAGCUGAAGAGCAAGCCAAUCCCGGCAGGUGUGAUGAACCUGGCAGGCGGUGGGCCUCAUGGUAUGAUGGUCCAGAUGAAUGGAGCCCCACAGGGAGGACCAGUGACCCAGCUGGUGAAGACAGAAAAGAGCCAGGAUGCCGUGGACCUCACAGGAGGGCAGAUCAAAGCUGAGAACCAACCGGCCUGCUGUGAUGUAGUGUACCGCCUCCCAUUUGGAGGUAGCUGUGUUGGUGGUCCGUUCUCCCAGAAGCAAAAUGUUGAUGAGACAGUGGCCACUCAAGAGCCAAGACCACCCUCUGCGCCACCACUCUCCUACGAGUCGGACCAGGAGGGCCAGUAUCAGGAUAUUUCUAUGGACGGGCGUAAAGCCUACACACUACCGUACCCUGGGCGGCUACAGCCCUCGAUGUCUGACACCAACCUAGCAGAGGCCGGACUCCAGUCCUACCACUCCAAGAUGGACCCACACAUCACGGCCUCUGGAGAGCUGGCCGUGGACCUCAGCACCAUGAAGCAUGCCUAUGAGGGAGGCUUCCUGGGACUGGGCAUGCAGUACGGCUCCUACACUGACCUACGCCAUGGGGGUGACCUCACUGCUACUGCCCUGCCCAUACGCAGAUUCAACUCCCUGUCAAACAUUAGCUCAGACUACGGCUACUCGCCCCGAGACCUCGCUAACUUCCAGGAGUCCAACCUGGCCCAGUACAGUGCCACCACUGCCAGAGAGAUCAGCCGAAUGUGCGCUGCCCUCAACUUAAUGGACCGCUAUGGGAGCAAUCCGGAGCUUGUGCAGUACGGUGUAGGAAGGGGAACAGGUCCAGGUGGCAGGCUUAACUCUAUGAGACAAAAUAUGCUCUACGGACCUGAUGGGAAGCCAAUCUCUCAAACCCAAGCGCUCACCAACAUGAUCAAUGCCAGGCAAGCCAGCCUCCGAGCCAUGUACCCGUCUGCCAUGAGGUCUGCUGAUGGAAUGACCUACUCCACCAUCAACACGCCCAUCGCAUCCACCUUGCCAAUCACUACCCAGCCUGCCUCAGUGCUGUGCCCACUACUGAGGGGAGUGUACAGGCCUUUACCCACUGCCAACAUGACACCCGUGCCUCUGGCCAGCCUCACCAGGAUGCCUGUGAACCCAAGGAUGCCUUUGUCUGGGCAGGCUCCAUACCGUUAUCCGGCCUCUGUGAGCAUGCCUGCUGCUAUCACCACCACCCAGGAUGCCCCAGUCUACCUAGGGAAGCCUUCUGUGAAAUCAGGUGCUUCUGAUCCAUCAUCUCAACCUCUCUUUGCCCAUUCAUCAGCCCCGGUCAGCUUGCCAACAGAGCCCCAGCAGCAACCCAUGAACCUGACCCAGGCUCACCUCCACACUCAGGCCACAGGGCAGCCCCGGGUCCAGCCUCAGAACCAACCUCCAGCCCAGCCCCACCACAUGCAACCUCAAUCCCAUCCUCAGAGCCAGCCUCCACCCCAGAGCCAGCCCCCUCCAGCCCACAAUUACCCUCCAACACAAAGCUACACUGGGCCCCAGAGCAACACCCAGCCCCCUCCGUCUGGCCCACCCUCCAGCAGCCCAGUCAACACUGCGACGGAGACGGAGGAAAGGAUGCAGCGCCAGCAUGAGCAGCUGUUGCAAAUGGAGCGGGAGCGUGUGGAGCUGGAGAAGCUGCGUCAGCUACGUCUGCAGGAGGAGCUGGAGAGGGAGCGCAUGGAGCUGCAGCGGCACCGCGAGAAGGAGCAGAUGCUAGUGCACAGGGAGAUUCAGGAGCUUCAGACCAUCAAGGAGCAGGUCCUGCAGCAGCAGCAGGCUGAGAGGGAGAGCCAGCUGGUGAUGCAGAAGGAGCAGUUGGCCCAGCAGAAAGCCCAGCUCGACCAGAUACAGUCGCUGCAGCAGCAGCUUCAGCAGCAGCUCGAGGAACAGAGGAGGCAGAAGACUGCUGCAGCUGCUGCUGCAGCCGCCGCAGCCGCUCAGGUGGACCAGAACGGCCAGACCCUGCUGCCCUAUGGAGAUCAAGUGGGCUUCAUUUCCCUGCCCAACUCCUCUUCGGACAUGUGUCUAAGGAACAAUGAAGAGCAUAUAGAGACCAGAACCAACAUGAGGAGGCAGAACUCCACCUCCAUGCCCCGGCUGAGGGACGGAAUGGAGGGCGAGAGCAUCCAGUUCUAUGGAGCACGGAGGAUCGUGGAUAGCUGUGUCCAGACAGACGAAGAGGAUGGCGAGGACAGGUACAUCAUGUCACGGCGCAGACGCAACAGGCGCAGUGUAGACUGCAGUGUCCAAACCGAUGAUGAUGAGGAGAAAGUGGAGUGGGAGCAGCCUGUGAGGCGCAGGCGCUCUCGCUUCUCUAAGCACUCGGAUCCCGGGGCCGAAAACAAGACAGACACAGCCUCCAAGACAGCCGCCUCAUCCAGCAUCGCCAUCCAGACCAUUCGAGAUAGCUCCUGUCAGACCGAAACAAACCAUCUGGGGAAGGUGUCCCCGGCUAUCCAUGUCACCGUGCCAGACCCGAACAAAAUCGAGAUUAUCCACUACAUCUCAGGCCCUGAGAGGACCCAGAAGGGCCAAAGCCUAGCCUGCCAAACAGACGUUGAGGCCCAGUCUCAGGGCGUGGUGGUGCCUCAGCUCAGCGUGCCCACCACCGUCAGCCCCUACUCCACAAGCAUCCAGCUGGUGGGGUCCGCCGACCCGCGCCAGCAGCAGAACAGGAGGAGGCCAGACCCCCUAGAAAUCAGUUACCAGACCCAGCCAAUGAACCACCUCCACAAUGAGUCCCUCUCCAGCCUGAUCCGUCAGCCCCCCAAGUCCCCCCAGGUGCUCUACUCCCCUGUUUCCCCCGUCUCCCCCCACCGCCUCUUGGAGACGUCCCUCUCCAGCGGCGGGCUGAACAAGGCCCACGUCACCCCCCAGCAGAAAGCCUACACGGUCGAGUCACCCCAACGCCACCCCAGCAUGCCCCGGCCCAUUAAGAGCACACAGAGGUCCAUGUCGGACCCCAAGCCCCUAAGCCCCACUACAGAUGAGACAACCAAGGCCAGGCUAAACCUGUACCAGCAGCAAGCUCUUCAGAGCCAGCUGGCCGCCCUGCAGCAGAGUGCCCUGAGGAAGGUGAAGAGGACCCUGCCCAGCCCCCCUCCAGAGGAAAGCCACCUCCCCAUCAUCACACCGGCCCUCCCCCAGAUGUACAUGCCUUCCGUGCCCUCCCUGAGGGCCGGAACCAGGCCAGGUCUGGCAGCCAAAGCCAGCCUGCUGAAGGACCUCACCCACGAACUGAAGGCUGUGGAGCAGGAGUCCACCAAGCUUCGUAAGCAGCAGCAGGAGCUGGAGGAGGAGGAGAAGGAGAUUGAUGCCAAGCUGCGAUACCUAGAGCUGGGCAUCCAUCAGCGCAAGGAGACCCUGGUGAAGGAGAGGGAGAGGAGGGAUAUGGCCUAUCUGCGCUGCAUGGGCGACCCGCGAGACUACAUGUCAGACAGCGAGCUGAAUAACCUGCGGCUGGCGGCCGCUGUAGCUUCCUACGAGAGCAACGGGGUGCUGACCAGACCCAGCACAGCACCAAUGAGCCAGUUCACCAGCGACUUCAACACAGCCGCCCAGUUUCCUCCCACCUCCUCCUUCGUCUCCUACCAGUCCUACCACACCCUGAGCCAGCCAGCUCCAGCUCCCCAGCCCGGCACCCCUUACCAGACUGCAUCCUUCAACCAGCCCCCCUACCCUUCAGUGUCCCAGGCAGCGGCUCUCCCCCAGCCCACCCCCCUGCAGACCCAACAUCCUCCCCCAUCCUACCAGACCCAUUCCUUCUCCUCCCACACAUUCCCACAGAGCCAUCCCCCCUACCCGACAGAGCAGGGUGUGCACCCACUGCCUCAGCAACAGCAACAGCCUAGCCACCAGGGAUUCCAGCAUGCCCAGCCUGGCCAACCUCCCUACCCCACCCACACCUCUCCAUACCCCAGUCAGGUGUCCUACCCAGCUGGCCCUGGGCAGAUCACUCCCUACCAGCCCCAGGUAGACAUCCUCACUGUCCACCAGAGACCGAGACAGACCUCGCUGGCUGACCUGGAGCAUAAGAUGCCCACCAAUUAUGAGGUUGUAAGCAACCCCACUGUAGGGGUGACCACCACGGCCCAAGACACCAUCUACUCCUCCUCCAGUGGGGCACCCCCAUACGGACAGUAUACUGGUGGUACCACCAUGGUCAACACUUAUGGGCCAUACUCUACGGCAGUCUCCAGUACAUAUGGCCAGUACAGCACGACAGUAUCCAACACAUACGGGCAGCAGUACACUUCCACCCCGGCCAGUACGUAUGGCCAGUAUAUCACCACCACAGCUAACACCUAUGGCUACACCACCACUACAGCCAGCUCCUACGGCCAAUACACUGCGACAGUGGCCAACAGCUAUGGCCAUGGCACUCCAUCUGACCGUCUGCACUCAGUUGACAGCCCCUCUACCUACGCACAGGACGGUCUCUAUGGUCCCGCAAGCCUGGAGCAGAAUGUCCCAAGGAACUACGUCAUGUGCGAUGACAUCAGCGAGCUGACCAAGGAGGGCCUGGGCGGCACAGUGGACAUGCACCGGAGCGACGGCCACGGUGGACGCUACGCAGGGGAGAGCGGUCCGGCGAGAGGAGGAAGCUCCUACGGCAGGCCGGAGGACGAGCUGACCAGGGAGGAAGACAUGUAUGAGCACCACAGCAGGGCCUACCAUCUUGGCCAGGAAGAGACGGACUGGUUUGAGAAGCCCAGGGACCUGCGCUCUAGCUCCCGCCACUAUGGCAGUGGUGGCCACUCCUCGUCCGGCCGUAGCCGCCACGUCAAGCACACCUACCACGACUAUGACGAGCCCCCAGAGGAGGACCUGUGGCCCCAGGACGAGUACGGCCACAGCCGCCAAUCUUCCACCUCGCGAGACCAUCGCCACCACGGCAGCACCAGUUCUGGGAGACACUCCGCCUCGUCCCGCCACUCGGACGAACCGCGCACCUCGCGCUCCUCCAAGGGCCAUCCCAAAGACCCGUCCAUGCGCCACGACUCCCGCCAGAUGUCCUCGUCAGGGAAGAGGGGUGACCCGCGCUCCCAGGGGGGGUAUCACUCAUCGGACUACUCCAGGGACCCGUCGGGCCACCACCACAGCCAGGGCCGCUCCUCCAAGUCCUCAUCCUCGCAUGAUGGGCGGACUUCCUCCAGAAAGCAGCAAGAACUCCAGGGUCACCCUCCUUCCUCCUCCAGGGGCCAGGGCAGCUCUGGCCGUGUGCCAGGAUCCGCCGGUGGGCCCCCGGGCUCUAGGGGACAGGGUCCUACCUCCCAGCAGGACGGGCUGCAGCAAGGCCAGCGCACCCAGCUGCAGCAGCAGCCCCAGACCUUGGCGGCACGACAGACAGGCACCACCCCUGCAGGCACCACUCCUGGGGGCCAGCAGCCUCUGGGCCUGGCGCCAGCCCAGCAGGGUCUACAGGCCAAGCCUGGUCAGCUUGGUCCUGGUCAAGCCGGUCGCCAGCCACAGGCAGGAGGCCCACUGGGGCAACUGCCACUAACUGCGCAAGCACCUGUCGCAAACACACCCCCUGUGACUGCCAUAGGAGCCAAAGCUGUCAUAGGAGGGGCAGCCCAACCUGCAAAAACACCUCAACCCCCACUCACAGGAAUAGGCUCCAAGGCUGCCCCUAGACCCAGUGGCAUCGGGAGUGCGGCAACAGGACAACCGGGGAUGGAGGGGGAUAGUCUCCUCUCUAAAGUCCUACCAGGAAACCCUGCAGAGGCAGCAGGAAAACUAGGAGAAGCUAUCUCCGGUUUCGGCAAGAAGUUCACCUCCUUGUGGUGAGGUGUUGAGAUGAUGGUGUCUGUAAAUGUUAUGGAGGACGUUGUGAGGCUUCGUACCAGAAAAACCUAGGAAGACCCCUGCUUUGUUUUACUAUGAGAGAGAGAGAGAGAGAGGGAGGGAAAGAUAUAGCCAUCGAUAGAGGAAAUCUGAGCGCACUGCCAAUGAGGACAGGAAUCAAUGGAUGCUGCGUGUCCCAGGCCUGAGCCCACGAUUGCAGAGAAACAAUGCUGCUUUCUCUGGCAGGCCAGACAAUCGUUUUGAGGCCACCAGGAUGCAAUGCCCACAGCCAAAGAUCCAGGCCCCUGACACCCUGGGACCCCCAGAACACCCUAGGGCUGUGGUCUGCACUGAGGUCACAAGCCCCGAGGACCAUUCCAGAGAGCGGCUAGCUGGAUAGAGAGCCUGUUCCCCCUGGUCUCUGCCUCUGUCCGGGUUUUCAGCACCAACUCGCAAACAGCCAUUAUCCUUUGGGGAAUGGGCUCUGUACUAAGGAAUACUCCAUCCAGCUGCUCUGUAAGAGGAUGGGAGGGAGCCACAAUACUGUGACACCCCAGCAUACUGAUGAUGCUGUCCUCUAGUCCAGUGGUUCCCAAACUUUUUUCGGGUAACUGAAUUUUGAUCUGCCCGGAGUACCCCUGAAGUACCCCCUCAUGUGCAUUUUACCAGUUGGCCUACUAUCUCAUGAGUCUUCUCAAGUACCCCCCUGUUGAUAGGCCAAAUACUAGUACCCCUGGUUGGGAACCACUGCUCUAGUCUGUGGGCUGUUGUGCUGCUGCCUGCUGGGGGCGGAAUACAUCCCAGGGGGCGUGGCCAUGGUGGCAGGUUAGGAUCCUUGAUUCCGUACGCCUGUGCUCAGACACACUCUCCUUUCAUCUCCGAAAUAAAGAAAAGAAAACUGAAGCGCUUCGUAGGUUUUUCUGGUACUAUAAAUACUUCCUGUUUCAUUUGGAUGCUGAUAACAAUUUAGGGAAGAAGAAGAAGAAGAAAGAAAACAAACAUAAUAAGGAUGACUAGCAUGACGACUCCACGGUUUGUUCUGGUUUUAUCUUUACAUUCCAGAAUGAAAGAAGGCACCUUUUUUUUUAUGCUGACUCAUUCUUUUUUUUUUUUGAUGUGUCUAAGAAGUGUAUCGUGGAUUUAGGAUUUUGAAUGCAUGGAACUUUAUAUCCAAGACCUUACACUGUUCACCAUUUCAAUCACAGAGGCCAUAAGACACUGGUUAAUAAUAAAACUAAUUUAAAAAAAAACUCCAAAAGAAGACAAGGUGGACAUAACACUGAAUCUGGCUACAGAAUGGGAGAAUCAUCAUUCGGGAGGUUUUGGUUGCACCAUGAGAGCCGAAUGUGGCUAGUUUUGCCAUUGCCGAGCCAUUAAUUUGAAAAUAAAAAACAUCCCCGGAACAUUUGGGUUCAUAGUGUUUCUGAACCUUCCCACAACGUUUGGGUUCAUAGUGUUUCUGAACCUUCCCACAACGUUUGGGUUCAUAGUGUUUCUGAACCUUCCCACAACGUUUGGGUUCAUAGUGUUUCUGAACCUUCCCACAACAUUUGGAUCUCUGGUGUUUUUUUUAUUUUAGUAUUUUUUUUACAACAGUUUUUUGUUCUCGCUCUGUAUUUGCCUGAUUUUCUGUUACAUGAUAACGGAUUCGCCUUAAUCAUGCCAUUGUUUUUAUUUCGAGUAAAGUGACUUAAAUAUCUUAUUUUUGUACUCCAUGUUGUGUCCAUAAAGCUUAUUUUCAUUGCAGACUUUUUUUUUAUGUGAUAAUGAUGUCAGCUGGAACAACAGCUGUGAGAUUCAUUUAAUAUUUUUGUAUGUUGUUUUACUUUUAGGUUUGAAAUGAUUUAUAUUAUUUAUUUUUCAUACAUUUAUGUGUUUAUGGUUGCCAUAAUAAUUGAUUACGUUAUUUAUUGAUUUAUGAUUAUUAAUAAUGAAAAUGCAAUAGUAUGUGGAAGGAAGUCAGUAAAGAGCACAGUCUUGUGUCAUUUAAAAGAAAAUCAGUGGUCAGGAAUGUGUUGCCUCUGUCUGCAUAUCUGAGUUGUGAAAUGUUCUGCUAUCACAUCUUAACAGGGCCACACCUGGGUCAGAUUCACUAGGCACCAAACCGAAGAAACAAUGGACUGAAACAGGGAGGGACUACCUGAAAUUGUCCAAUAAGAAACCCUCAUUUUCAUUUUCCAUUGUAAAACGUUUUGCAACGGUGUGCUCUAAUGAAUACGACCCUGGAAAUCCAUUCCUGUACUUUGUUACUGCCCAGACAAGGCACAUAAUAUCUGCCCAUUUUGAUAUGUGAGCACUGCAAGACAGCAGAGAGGCACUGAAUACAAACCAGUGCAAAUCACCAUUGAAUCUGACUUGAAGUACUUUAGCAUUCUUUUGUUGACUGUCAUCAUCAUCAAUGGGUUUUCAUGUUCUUCUGGCUAACUACAAAUGUUUUAAUAUCCAAAAGAAGACAAAAAGGGAAAAGAGAUAAUACUUACUGACAAGUAGUACAUAUAUAUGUGUGUUUCAAAUAUACUGAGGUUGACACACUGGAGAAACCUAGUCUGCGCACACUCACAUAUGGCGAUAUGAGUUAUGUGCACGUUCAAGGUGUUUGGAGCGUUAGACGCUGAAGAGUCAAAGAUACAGUUGGUUCAGUCACCGAUAGUUAUUUGCCUUUUGUUUUUGCGACCAAACUGCAAACCCCAAGAUGUUGACAGUUGUCACAGAAACCUCUCAGGUCAGUGUUCAUCCUGCUGUUCUUUGCAGUGCAGUGUAGUUGAACUGGUCAGGUGGGACUGGUCAGGCACUCCGAUGCUACAGAGGCCUACUGAUGGGAUCCCAAACCUGAUGUAUAUUCUCUCUCUCUCUCUCUCGCUCUCUCUCUGUGUGUGGACGCUGGGAUAAAGCAUGCUCCGGGCAAAAUCUCAGUAACAGUCACUUCUGUAUAGUUACGUUCCUGAUGUCUGUGUGUAUGUGUGAGUAUGCGUGUGUUUCUCAUCAUCCUAUUACAAAACAAACCAAUAUUUGACAAAUCAAACAGAAGUGUGUGGUCGACAGCAACUUUUCCAUUUCAAACGUUCUAUGCAAUUAAUCAUAUUUAGGGGAAAUACUAGGGAAGAAGAAAACCAACUGAAUACCGUUGUCAUGCCUGAGAAAAAUACUGCUUUAUUGUAGUGUUCCUGCUACAAAAACAAAAUUGACUUGUUUGUAUAUAGCUACAAUACUUUUAAGUCAGGAAUUUGAUUCAAUGUUUUUUGUUUGUUGCUGGCAUGUUUGAGUCUCCUCACUGAAAACUGGGACCUGUUGCCAAAGGAUUAACUAUAUAGGCACCCUAAAAACGGCACGCUAUUUCUAUUUGUGCACUAAAGGCUAUAGUGAAUCUGAUGCCAUUUUUUAAAAAUGUAGAAUACUGUCAUAAAAGUCUGCCAUCUUAUUGCUUCAAGCAUGGGUUGCUGGGUACAGUGAAUGGUCUUCUACGUACAGUACAGCUGUGGAUCCCAAUAUCUGGCUGCCAGUUUGUGCAAUUCUUAUUUCGUAAAGUGAAUAAAGCUGCUGAAGAAUUAAGCCAAUUCUAUGAAGAGAUUAAAUAUAUCAAUUAUAUAUACAGUACCAGGCAAAUGUUUGGACACCAACUCAUUUUUUAAUCUACACUGUUAUCUACACUGUAACUAGGAAAUAACACACAUGGAAUCGUGUAGUAACCAAAAGUGUUAAACAAAUCUAAAUAUAUUUGAGAUUUUUCAGAGUUGCCACCCUUUGCCUUGAUAACAGCUUUGCACACUCUUGGCAUUCUCUCAACCAGCUUCAUGAAGUAGUCACCUGGAAUGCACUUCAAUUAAUAACAGGUGUGCCUUGUUAAUUUGUGGAAUUUCUUUCCUUAAUGCAUUUGAGUAAAUCAAUUGUGUUGUGACAAGGUAGGGGUGGUAUACAGAAGAUUGUAUUGCGCAAUGAUGAAACUGGUUUUCAUGAGAACAGCCACAGGAAAGGAAGACCCAGUUAUCUCUGCUGCAGAGGAUAAGUGAAUUAAAGUUACCAGAAAUUGCAGCCCAAAUAAAUGCUUCACAGUGUUCAAGUAACAGACACAUCUCAACAACUGUUCAGAGGAGACUGCAUGAAUCUGGUCUUUAUGGUCGAUUUGCUGCAUAGAAACCACUACUUAAGGACACCAACAAGAAGAGACUUGCUUGGGCUAAGUAACACAGGCCAUGGACAUUAGACUGGUGGAAAUCUGUCCUUUGGUCUGAUGAGUCCAAAUUUGAGAUUUUUGGAUCCAAAAGCUGUGUCUUUGUGAGACGCAGAGUAGGUGAACGGAUGCUCUCUGCAUGUGUGGUUCCCACCGUGAAUCAUGGAGGAGGUGGAUUGAUUGUGUGGGGGUGCUUUGCUGGUGACACUAUCUGUGAUUUAUUUAGAAUUCAAGGCACACUUAACCAGCAUGGCUACCACAGCAUUCUGCAGCGAUACGCCAUCCCAUCUGGUUUGCACUUAGUGGGACUAUGAUUUGUUUUUCAACAGGACAAUGACCCAACACACCUCCAGGCUGUGUAAGGGAUAUUUGACCAAGAAGGAGAGUGAUGGAGUGCUACAUAAGAUGACCUGGCCUCCAUAAUCACCCGACCUCAACCCAAUUGAGAUGGUUUGGGAUGAGUUGGACCGCAGAGUGAAGGAAAAGCAGCCAACAAGUGCUCAGUAUAUGUGGGAACUCAUUCCAGACUGUUGGAAAAGCAUUCAAUGUGAAGCUGGUUGAAAGAAUGCCAAGAGUGUGCAAAGCUGUCAUCAAGGCAAAGGGUGGCUACUUUAAAGAAUCUAAAAUAAAAUAAAAUAAAAUAUUUGUUAAACACUUUUUUGGUUACUACAUGAUUCCAUAUGUGUUAUUUCAUAGCUUUGAUGUCUUCACUAUUAUUCUACGAUGUAAAAAAAAUAGUAAAAGAAAACAUUGUGGUUCUGGUACUGGUACUGUAUAUAAAUAUACAGUAUAUGUAAAAACAAAUACUAUAUAUUAAAUAUAUAUGAUAAUAUAUAACACAAAUAUUUCUGUAAUGACAGGCACUUUUCAUGAUCAAAGGGGUUGACCUUGUGUGUGUACACAAGGUCAGUACCUAUAAAUAUAAUAUGAUACACGUGUAGUUUGAACGUUGAUGGGAGGCUGCUGGCACUACAAAGCUUGUUUCCUUUUGGUGUGACCCACAGAAAACCAUUGUAGGCUAUAUCCACUCACCAUUCAUCUGGCUUGAAGGACCUUGGGAGGCUAUAGUGUGAACAUCCCUUAACCCACAACUCACUCGGUACACUAACUGCUAUUUCAAGUAUGGGCGAAUUAGUUCAAUGUAAAAAAAUAUAUAUAAAAAACAUUUUCAAAAAAGUGGAGAUAUUUUUAUGACUUCUUAUGACUUACAUUUAUGGAAUAUCUAUACAGAAAUAUUAUUUUAUCAUACAGAUGAAUAGAGUCAUUGGUACGCUGUCCAUAUCUCUAUGGACUUUAUGGAAUAGAAUCAUGAUCGUAUCAAUAUUGACCUAAUGGAGCUGGUGCAAAGGCCUGCUGACAGUCAAUAGACACUGGCAUGGAAAAGCACCUCACAAGCUCACUGCCAUUAGAACAGACUAGUGACAUAUAGUCAUUGUCCCCUGACUGGAAUAUUAGAUAUGUGUAAAUUAGAUAUAGAUAUAAUAGAGGUCAUAAUAAUAAUAAAGCUGUAAAAAAAUCAAUAGAAACAAAGGGAAACGAUAUUUAUCCAAAUCCAAUUAUGACUUGUGUAUGUUUAUGUUUGAAGGAGUUUGUAACUGUGUUCAAUCACUUUGCCUCAGGAAAGCACACACAAAAUGCACCGCGGCGAAACGAACGGGGACGUUAUAAUAUGCAUAGUAGUAAGGGCUUAUUAUUCCAAUGUUGGUCAAUCAAGAAAGCCAUCUUGUUACUGUCCCAUCCAGUCCUACAUCUACUCUGGAUUGCACGGGCUUCAGACCACAGCAUUUUGCCAGGGACAAAAUACAAACACUCAUGUCUUUUUUUUUAACGUCAACCAAAAAUGUUGCUUUUAAAGUAGCAUAGCAAACUGUGACGAUCUGCCCUUACUGUGGGUGGUUGUGGAUGGCUAUGCACAGUGAACAAAACAAGUAUUUAUUACUAUGGAUGAAGAGAAAAAGGGUGACAGACAGGUUUAGGAAGGGAAUGUUGAAACGAAGAAACAAAAAAGCUACAGGAAAAUGUUUCACAACCAACCAGGGAGCAGUCAUCUUUUUAAAAUAGUGAAAAGUAACAAAUGCAUGAGCUAAUGCAACCUAACGCCCGACUCCCCAGCCUCAGGCCUCUCCUUUCACCUGGCAACCAUAUUCACUGUAAAUACCAGUCAGGACCAUAGACCACGCCGUACAACAUGUAAAAUGUCAUACAAAACACCAUCACAGGCACGGGACGCCAUAGUGUGCAGUGAAGCCACACAGGCCGACAUCGCCAAACGUGUGCUUUUGUGUAACAAAAAUAAAAUACAAAAAAAAAGAGCAGUUAUUGCUUUUUUUUAAAGCAUUGUGUAUGUGGCUGGCUCGUGCAGACUGUUUAAAAAGAAAACGUUGUAUUCAGAAACAUAUUGGUCAGUGUAAAGUUUCUAUACAUGUUGUGUUUGUAAAAUGAGAAGAAAAAAACCCUCAAAAGGGAUAUCCUGGCUUCCAUAUACAAACAUGUUUGGGGGGUGUAUAAAAAAAAUGUAAUCUAAUUGAAAAAAAGCUACAGAAAAUAAAGGCAGAGUCCCUAAAUGAAUAAGAUGUUACAUUCACUGUUGUAAGUGCAAUGAGCUAUACUUCAUGUAUCCAUUGUAAAACCUUGUGUAUGUUUCAGUGUAUUCCUGUAAACAAUUGUAUUAGACUUGGUGCAUCAUGUCAUGUAAUGUGAUGAAUGAAAUUAUGACCUUUACAAUACAUUUCAAAUCAGGAAAGGAAUAAAGAGAACA
Oncorhynchus keta (chum salmon) is the source of this 18944-nucleotide messenger RNA. Its product is annotated as protein bassoon-like. Bases 133 to 12021 code for a protein of 3962 amino acids. Gene Ontology annotation, cellular component: GABA-ergic synapse; cytoskeleton of presynaptic active zone; axon. Gene Ontology annotation, molecular function: structural constituent of presynaptic active zone; metal ion binding. The record is from RefSeq and is a predicted model, not a curated record. Gene Ontology annotation, biological process: presynaptic active zone assembly; protein localization to synapse. The transcript is spliced from 13 exons. Lineage: Eukaryota; Metazoa; Chordata; Actinopteri; Salmoniformes; Salmonidae.